CUUGGGAGAGCUUAAUGAAAAGAGAACCAGGAGGGGGGGGUGUGUGGAUUCGACACCACGAGGUAACCCCGGGAAGAGGCAGAAGGUAGAGAGGGGUAGGCAGAUCAGGAGGUGGAGGGACUCGGGAGGAUUUGAAGGAAAGAGAAGGAAAAGGAGGCGAGACACAGAGAAGGAGCAAAAGAGUGGGUUGUGGGGAGGGGGAGGUGUCGCUAUCCCAGGUCGCUUUGGGAUUUGGGAAACUGGGAAUCACUGUGGGCGAGUAGAAGAAGCUUGGAUUCCUGGAGCGAGAGGGUCCCAAAAACAGGGGAGAGAGGAGCUGAGAGAAAAGGGGGCAGGGAAUUGGGAAGGGGGUCCCUCGAAGGGCUCCCCGGGAUGGGAGUUGCCGCUUGUCUGAGCGCCCCUCGAGCGCUGGUACUCUGGGCCGCACUAGGGGCGGCAGCUCACAUCGGACCAGUACCAGACCCCGAGGACUGGUGGAGCUACAAGGAAAAUCUCCAGGGAAACUUCGUGCCAGGGCCUCCCUUCUGGGGCCUGGUUAAUGCAGCCUGGAGUUUGUGUGCUGUGGGGAAACGGCAGAGCCCUGUGGAUGUGGAGAUGAAGAGGGUCCUUUAUGAUCCCUUUCUGCCCCCUUUGAGGCUCAGCACUGGCGGUGAGAAGCUUCGGGGGACCUUAUAUAACACGGGCCGCCAUGUCUCCUUCCUGCCUGCGCCCCGGCCAGUGGUCAAUGUGUCCGGGGGUCCCCUCCUCUAUAGCCACCGACUCAGUGAACUGCGGCUGUUGUUUGGAGCACGGGAUGGAGCUGGGUCGGAACACCAGAUGAACCACCAAGGCUUCUCCGCUGAGGUGCAGCUCAUCCACUUCAAUCAGGAACUCUAUGGGAACCUCAGCGCGGCCUCCAGGGGCCCCAAUGGCCUGGCCAUUCUCAGUCUCUUUGUCAAUGUGGCUGGCAACUCAAACCCAUUCCUCAGCCGCCUCCUCAACCGUGACACCAUCACUCGUAUUUCCUACAAAAAUGAUGCAUACUUUCUUCAAGACCUGAGUCUGGAGCUCCUCUUCCCAGAAUCCUUCGGCUUCAUCACCUACCAGGGCUCUCUCAGCACCCCGCCCUGCUCGGAGACUGUCACCUGGAUUCUGAUUGACCGAGCCCUUAAUAUAACCUCCCUCCAGAUGCACUCCCUGAGACUUCUGAGCCAGAAUCCUCCAUCCCAGAUCUUCCAGAGCCUCAGCGGUAACGGCCGGCCACUGCAGCCCUUGGCCCACAGGGCCCUGAGGGGCAACAGGGACCCCCGGCACCCUGAGAGGCGCUGCCGAGGCCCCAACUACCGCCUGCAUGUGGAUGGUGUCCCCCAUGGUCGCUGAGACUCCCCAUCGAGGAUUGCGCCUGCCUAUCUCGUCUCAAGCCUCCCUACUAGGGAAGGGCAAUCAUCCCCAAAGCAGUUAUUAAAAGAGACAGAAUACUUCCUGUUU
Chrysochloris asiatica (Cape golden mole) is the source of this 1467-nucleotide messenger RNA. It is a transcript of the gene CA11, whose product is annotated as carbonic anhydrase XI. Gene Ontology annotation, molecular function: carbonate dehydratase activity; zinc ion binding. The transcript has 9 exons. Bases 373 to 1359 code for a protein of 328 amino acids. The record is from RefSeq and is a predicted model, not a curated record. Lineage: Eukaryota; Metazoa; Chordata; Mammalia; Afrosoricida; Chrysochloridae.